This is a messenger RNA of Paramecium tetraurelia, 1782 nucleotides long. RefSeq lists its product as uncharacterized. Gene Ontology annotation, cellular component: endoplasmic reticulum. Gene Ontology annotation, biological process: protein folding; response to endoplasmic reticulum stress. Lineage: Eukaryota; Ciliophora; Oligohymenophorea; Peniculida; Parameciidae. The record is from RefSeq and is a predicted model, not a curated record. Gene Ontology annotation, molecular function: protein disulfide isomerase activity. The transcript has 3 exons.
AUGAACCUAUUCAGACGAGUUUGCAUCCCCUUAUUGAGAUAGGUACCUAAAAUUGCUACUCCAAGAGUUGUGGCAUUAUCAUUAUUAACUUCUCACUUAAUUUUGUUUCCUAAGAAAGUCAAUGCAUCUACCGUACCCAAUCCAGAAGGAUCAAGCAAUGGUUUCAAUAAAUAUGAAAAAUUCUCUGAUUAAAUUUAUGAAUAAAUUCAUUAAACUCACGAUAUAAUCAUCGUAGUGGAUCCAGACAGAUUUGUGGAGCAUUUUUUGGAUGAAUUGCUUCAAGUGGUUGAUUAAGUGGUGAAAGUGUAAAGAGUAAGGUCAAAGAGACCCCUAAAGGUAUUGACUUUGAAUGAACCGAUCACAGAAAAAUUGGUAAGGGACUUCGAGUAAAAGUACAAAAUUACAAUUGAAUAGGAUACUAUUAUGCUUUUGAAGAAUAAAUAUAUUCAAAGGAUAUAUAAUUUCAAUGCAAAUGAUUAUUUUGAGAAUAGAAUUCUUUUGGUCAAUUAUUUUAAGAAGAUUAAUAAGUUAACCCAAAAAAAGUUAAAUGAAUUUGAGUAAAUUUUAUCAUAUCUACCAUCUACAGAAACUGCAGUUUUAGUUUAUGCUGACAAAUCAUCGCCGCAAUACAAGAAUGUAUAAACAAGGUUUUGCAUUAUGCAAUAAAACGAUAACUAUCAAAAGAAUGAAAAAUUGCAUUGGAUUCUAAUUGACAAAGCUGUUGCAGAGAAAUUAGGUGUCCAGGACAUCUAAAAUGGACAAUUGUUUUUCUUAUAGAAGAGCAGUAAAUUAAAUAACUUCUAAUCCUCCAUAACUAUCAACAAUAAAAAGUUACUAAUUACACCAGCAGGCACUUUAGGAGGCAAAUCAGUGGAUAAUGUAAUGGAGGACUUGACAAAGGCAUAUAAUGAUGCGAAUGUGUUUUCAAAUAGAAGCUUUGGUAAGUCCUUUACCAAGUAUUCAAUUGUACUAGAAUUGGAUUUGAAUAAAAUACCAAAACAUGAGGAAACAAGAUUAGUAAAGGCUUUUGGAGAAUUGAAAAAAUAUUUAAAGGAGACUAACCCCGAAAUAUUGGAUAAGACUGAGUUUAUCUACUUGAAUAAGACUCCCAAAGAUAAUCAUUUGGGUUAUUAAGUAUAUGUAAGGGAUGAUCAAAAAUAUGGGGAUCGAUUGAGACAACAUCAAGAAACCGAUAUUAAUGUCAUGCAGAAACUAAGUGUAUUCAAUGAGUUUGGAUAAGCUCAUAGUUACAUCUAUAGAUUAGAUGAAUAAAUAUAGGUAAGCAAGGAUUCUUUGAUUUCAUUUUUCAUGGCUGUAAAGAAUGGACAUGCAAAUGAAUAUUUCUAAACUCAAGAAUAGCCUAAAUACAAAAAGUACUCCAUAAAACUAGUGGGUAAGACAUUCUAAAAGGAAGUCAUGGAAAGCAACAAAGAUUUUGCAAUAUUUUAGUAUUCAAAGAAUUGUCAUGCAUGUGGAGAAUAUGGUUAAUAUUUUGAAAAUUUAGCAUUGGAAUCAUACAAAUAAGAACAUCCUACUAUGACUUUUGGAAGAAUGAACAAUGAUCACAAUAAACCAUCAUGUAUCCAAGAUUUCCCAUACACACCAGUAUUUAUGGUCUGUAAAAAAGGAAUUCAACAUAUUCCAUAUGUUUAUAGAAACCAGAAAUUCACUCCAGAUCUAUUGAAAAGCUUUUUCAGCGUAACAAAUGCCAUUAAUUUAAUUCCUGAAGAUUAAUAUUAAAAAUUGUAGACUGACAGAGCUUUAUUCACGUAAAAUCAAUGA